AGGAACCAGCCACACACACAGGAGAUACCGACGACGACGACAACAACAACAACAACAACAACGACAGCAACAACAACGCAAACGAGCUCGAGAAUGGAGUGAAGGAGAAAGACAACGCACAAGAUAACAAAAGGAAUGCAGACGAUGAUGAGAGCAGCAGUGAUGGUAUGAGCACAUCCUCCAGUAGCAGUGGCAGUGAUAGUAACAGUGACAGUGAUGGGAACGAGGAAAACGAUGAUAUGAUUGGCUCGGGCGAUGAGGAGGAUGAUUAUAAAUGCGAUCCUAUUGGAUCAGGGGUGGACGCUGAUGGGGAUAGGGAGGAUUCGAUUGGUGGGAUGAAGGACGAGGUAACGCGUUCUGCGGAUGUGGACGCUAUUGGCAAAAGGAAACACGGCGACACAGACGACGACGAUGAUGAUAAAGAUGAGGGCAACGAUGCCAAACGAGCCAAGUGAUAAAUAAACCAAACCCUAAAACCCUACGAACCCUAAAACCCUAUGAAUUCUAAAUCCCUACGAACCGUUGAUAUCUAU
Sphaeroforma arctica JP610 is the source of this 533-nucleotide messenger RNA. RefSeq lists its product as hypothetical. The annotation marks the transcript as partial. The transcript has a single exon. The record is from RefSeq and is a predicted model, not a curated record. NCBI's taxonomy places the organism in Eukaryota, Ichthyosporea, Ichthyophonida.